Messenger RNA from Oryza brachyantha (malo sina), 1145 nucleotides. RefSeq names its product rapid alkalinization factor 23-like. The transcript has a single exon. The coding region runs from base 331 to 681 and encodes 116 amino acids. The record is from RefSeq and is a predicted model, not a curated record. Lineage: Eukaryota; Viridiplantae; Streptophyta; Magnoliopsida; Poales; Poaceae.
UCUAAAAAUUUUCUCAAUCAAAACAACAGCUGAACUCAUGAACCUGAAAACACUGAACCACUCUCCUUUGAUAUCUGCCUCCCUCCAUUGGUUGUACAGCUCCAGAAAGGACACGAUGGCAGGUGCCUACAACUGGCUGUCUGGCACUGCAUUAAAUGCACCUCCUCCACUCACUCACUCACACAACACUGCCUCCUCCUCCAUCAAGGAAGGAGUACAUACAGAAUACAGAUCCAGAGCCAGAGAGAAGAGAGAGACUAGAUGAGAUGAGACCCUGAGUGAGAGAGAAGAAGCAAAGGAGGAAGAAAAGAUCUCUCAGCCUCCUCCACAAUGCCAUCAUCAACCAAGCUUUUCUUGCUCCUCCCAUCACUGCUGCUGCUGCUGCUCCUCCUCCUGGGUAAGCAUGGAGUCCACUGCCUGAAGAGCCUGGAGAUGGACAUGGGGAUGAAGAUGGAGUUUGAGAUGGAUUCAGAGGCUCACACCAGGAUGCUGUGGGAGGCAAGAAGCAGCAGCAGCAGCAGCAGCAACAGGAGGUACAUCAGCUAUGAUGCACUGAGGAGUGAUGUGGUGCCAUGCUCAAGGCAAGGUGUGCCCUACUACAACUGCAGGAUCACGACCACUGCCAACCCUUACACCAGGGGCUGUGAGAGCAUCACCAGGUGCAGGGAUGUAGAUCCAUGAUAGCCUCCUGCUGCUGCUGGUUGCUGGAUCAGCUGGCCAUGAGUGGAAGGAGUGGCUGGCUUGGCUACCUGAGAUGCAAAUCUUGUUUUUUUUUUCCCUCUUCUCUUCUGUUCUUUCUUCUUUCUGUUUUGCACUUGGUGAAUCAGUAGGUGAUUCAUGGAUGAUUUUUACAUGUUCAAGAUGUCUCCUUAAAUUAUUUUUAUGUUUUCUUCUUCUGCUGCUUCUUCACCUUGCUCUUAUGCUUAGGUGAAUACUAUCUGGCAUGUAUAUGUAAGAUUUGGUUGCAAGCUAUAUAUUAUAAGGAAGCUUGGAUCAGGAGAGGGGUGUGUGUGUGCUUGAAAUUGUCAGCAUUGCUAAGAUUUAAUUGCUGAACGAUGCUUUGAGUUGACAUGAAAAAUGAACUCCUUUUCUUCCUUGUACUUACUAUAAGUUGGUAGGCAAUUGAGCACAUUGAAUCCACUCAG